This is a messenger RNA of Ceraceosorus guamensis, 780 nucleotides long. RefSeq lists its product as hypothetical. The coding region runs from base 119 to 532 and encodes 137 amino acids. The transcript is spliced from 3 exons. Gene Ontology annotation, cellular component: EMC complex; membrane; endoplasmic reticulum. Gene Ontology annotation, biological process: autophagosome assembly; protein folding in endoplasmic reticulum. The record is from RefSeq and is a predicted model, not a curated record. NCBI's taxonomy places the organism in Eukaryota, Fungi, Basidiomycota, Exobasidiomycetes, Ceraceosorales, Ceraceosoraceae.
CCAUGCGCAAUCAUGAAACACAUCAACCUUACAAUCGGGUCUACGCGUGCAUCGACAUCAUAGAAGCACGAUCGCAUCUUCGAUUCAGAAGAGAGAGAGCGCACUGUGAGCCUUCAGCAUGGAUGCGACGCCCACACAAGCACAGCUGGCCGCGGCCAGGUUGAAUCCCGAGGCAUUGCAGCACAACACUUCCCAGCUCUACUAUGUGCGCUCCAUUUUGCUCUCCGUUGCUGGCUCGGCAGCUGGCGUGCUAGGCUUGCGAACCUGGGCAGGAUUGUUGGUCUACCUCUCUGCCUUGGUCCUCACCAACAUCCUCCUUGUCCUUCUGCUAGCCAAUCCUUCUCGACCUCAAGCGCACCUGCACUCAUUUGCACUCAAAACCAACGCACCGACCGGAAGGGCAGGUGGAUCCAGCGCCGGAACGCUAGCGCUAGCUUGGGUCGGUUGGCUUUUCGAAGGAGCGCAGGAGUUUGGCUUCAGCUUUGUGCUCUGGUGGACGUUGUGGAGCGCUUUGGUGCAUGUAUACGACUAGACCACGACAGAAUCAAUGUCAUUGAAGGGAGAAGAGAGUGAUGAAGACAUCGACGCGCAAGUUGAAUCCGCUCAUCUAGAUGCUAUUGUAUGCUAAUGGAUGAGUGACGCACUGUCAGAGGAGGGUCUAUCUACACGAGGGCAAAGGCCAGCUUGCACAAUCGAUCAACGUCAAACUUCUCCGGCUCUCUGUGGAAAGUCUGCAGCAGCUCUUCACGUUCCUGUGCACCGCUUGCAUUGGCUACAGCA